UCCGCCUCGGUGAUUGCAACUUGGCUAUGCGGUCUCGGCUUCUGUUUAGUGCUGCCCGGUGUCUUCGGGCGCUCCGGGCUAUUAGCCCAGCCCGUCGGCACCUAAAGUGCGGCAGCCUGCCGCUGGAGGAGCUGUUCGCCCCCGGCGGACCUUUGCGGACCUUCCUGGAGCGCCGGACAAGGUGUGAAGCCCAGUUGCAGUUCGGGGGGUCUGAGCUGCUGGCGGUGGCCAAACUGCUGAGCGAGAAGGAGCAGGAGCUGCAGGAGACCGAGCAUUUGCUACACGAUGAAAAUGAAGACUUAAGGAAACUUGCAGAGAAUGAAAUAACUUUAUGCCAAAAACAAAUAACUCAGCUGAAGCAUCAGAUUAUCUUACUUUUGGUUCCCUCCGAAGAAACAGAUAAAAAUGAUUUGAUCCUGGAGGUAACUGCAGGAGUUGGGGGUCAGGAGGCAAUGUUGUUUACAUCAGAGAUGUUCGAUAUGUAUCAGCAAUAUGCUGCAUUUAAAAGAUGGCAUUUUGAAACCCUGGAAUAUUUUCCAAGUGAAAUAGGUGGCCUUAGACAUGCGUCUGCCAGCAUUGGGGGUGUAGAGGCCUAUAAGCACCUAAAAUUUGAAGGUGGUGUACACAGAGUACAAAGAGUGCCAAAAACAGAGAAGCAAGGUCGCAUCCAUACCAGCACCAUGACUGUGGCAAUCUUACCCCAACCGACCGAGAUCAAUCUGGUAAUUAAUCCCAAAGAUUUGAGAAUUGAUACUAAACGAGCCAGUGGAGCUGGAGGACAGCAUGUAAAUACCACGGACAGUGCUGUCCGGAUAGUUCAUCUUCCAACAGAUUAGAAUCCUUAGAUGAAACUCUGCAGGAUAAUUGCAAAAGCCAGGAAGACGGAGGGACCUAAGCCCAGAGAAUUUCCGUACAGGUGACAAUGAGGAAAAGGUGUGGACAGUCUUGCAGGUAGCUUCCUCAACUUCAUACUUGGUAAAUGUCACUAUUAAAAGAAAAUCCAGGGUGCUUGGCUGGCUCCAUCUGUAGAGCAUGCGACUCUUGAUAGCAGGGUCAUGUGUUCAAGCCCCAUAUUGGGUGUGGAGCCUAUUUAAAAUUUUUUAAAUUUAAAUAAAAAAAAUCCUCAGAAUGAAGUCACUAUCAUGGGUUCUUCUUUAUCAGAAAAUGCUCAAAAUCACUAGUUCCUAGCUUUCUUUGAAGAGAGGAGGACAUGGACUUCCUUGCGAAAAUGAAAGCUUGGACUUGCUUUCUCAGAAACAUGCUCACAUGCAGAGUUCUGCCCAUAACUUCCAGGGCUGCUGCUCCAUGAAGUCCAUCCACAAACCUCCAGCAGUUCUACUGGAGAUACACAGGGGAACUAUGUCUAAAUAUUUCUUAAGUCUUCAAUAUACUCAAGUGGAACUAAAUGUGAUUUACAAUUAUUACUGCAGUGAUUUACAUGUGAUAAAGAGCAGAUGGAUAGCAAACUUCAGAUACCUAGAAAGAAUACACUGUGACUGAUCUCAAAUAGGCAGAAUUCCCAUGGAUCAGUAGUGUUGAGCAGGAGUGAUUGGUAGGUUUUUCCUUUUUAAAAUUUGAGGAAGGCCUCAAGUUAAACUUUAAGAUGAUGUCUUAUAUAAUAUAUACUAUAUAAACAGGAAUGGGAAAACUAGAUGAAACUCCUCACAAAAAUAUUAAUUGUGCCUAUCUCUAUUAGGACUAACUUUUUUUUGUUUUGGUGAUGACAAAUAGCUACUUAAAAAAUAUAUGGUUGCUAGUUAAGGGUAUGGAAAAACAAUCCUUAUUAAAUGAGUAAUGAUUUUUGUUUAGUAUGUGUGCCUUCAAUAUGAAUGUAUUUGCACUAUAACUCAAGCUUCAAUUUUUAGUUUUCUGAGAACUCUGUAAAAGUUAUUUGUUUAGUUUAUAGUCUUCCUUUAUUAGAGUUGUUUUUUUUCCUCAUAAAGGAAGAAGAAAAAGAAGGAAAAAGUAUUUCUUGAUAAUAAAUGAA
Messenger RNA from Herpailurus yagouaroundi (jaguarundi), 1987 nucleotides. RefSeq names its product mitochondrial translation release factor 1 like (gene MTRF1L). The record is from RefSeq and is a predicted model, not a curated record. The transcript is spliced from 6 exons. The coding region runs from base 27 to 836 and encodes 269 amino acids. Gene Ontology annotation, biological process: mitochondrial translational termination. NCBI's taxonomy places the organism in Eukaryota, Metazoa, Chordata, Mammalia, Carnivora, Felidae. Gene Ontology annotation, cellular component: mitochondrion. Gene Ontology annotation, molecular function: translation release factor activity.